AUGGCCGGCCAUUUUGGAAGACACUUAUUACACGCAGACAAGAACGUCGAGAAGUUCUCUGACUUUAGAGAAAACCUUAUCAGACACUACAAAUGGAACAUCAAGUCCGCCGGCAUUGCAGUGCUCUUUCUUGCUGCAAUCCCUGUCGGCCUCUCCUAUAUCGGUUACAAGUACCAGGACGUCAACUGUAUCGCAAAGAGAAGAACAACUUCCAUCUGGCAAGCGGAAAACAACUGGGUCCCAAGAUCUUAA
Messenger RNA from Pichia kudriavzevii, 252 nucleotides. RefSeq lists its product as uncharacterized. The transcript has 2 exons. Lineage: Eukaryota; Fungi; Ascomycota; Pichiomycetes; Pichiales; Pichiaceae. Bases 1 to 252 code for a protein of 83 amino acids. The record is from RefSeq and is a predicted model, not a curated record.